GUUCAGUGUCACGAGUCGGUUUAUUAACCAGCUCUUCGGUCAGUUCCAUAGUUCCAUAGCGUAUGGCACUCUAUUUCCCGGUUCAGUGUCACGAGUCGGUUCAAUUAACCGGCUCUUCGGUCAGUUCGUCAACACCAUUCACUUCACGUGACGUCGCAUUUCCCUGAAAACACGCUCGUGUCUACUCUCUUCGUAUUUACGGUCUCUGUUUAUUCUGCGUGAAAAGUUUACCAGAGAAGAAUGGCCGCCGUGCGAGCAGCAAAGCAAGCUCUGAGGAAAGAAAUAAAGCGACGGGUCGCAGCGUUGAGUGACGAGGAGAAACAACGACAGUCUCUCGUGCUGUCCCGGCAGCUGUUCAGACACCCCAAGUAUGUGUCCUGUAAGAGGAUUGCGGUGUUUCUCAGCACGGGUGAUGAGGUGAGCACUGAGGAAAUCAUCAAAGACGUGUUUAAAUGUGGUAAAAGCUGCUUCAUUCCCAGAUAUCAGAGCAGCAGCAACCAUAUGGACAUGUUGAAGCUCAACAGUCUGCAGGACAUCGAGACGCUGCCUCUGACGUCAUGGAACAUCAGACAGCCUGCUGAAGAAGACACCAGCAGAGAGGAAGCACUUUCUACAGGAGGUCUGGACCUGAUCUUGAUGCCAGGCCUGGGGUUUGACGAGUCGGGGAAGCGUCUGGGACGAGGGAAGGGCUUCUAUGACGUAUACUUGGAGCGCUGCAUCAGACACCCUCAAGGAAAGCCCUACACCAUCGCCUUAUCCUUCAAGGAGCAGCUGUGUCAGGAAAUCCCAGUCGACGACAAUGAUGUGCUCAUAGAUGAAGUCCUGUAUGAGAAGGGGGAGUAAUCAGUCAUCAGUGGUGGUCCAUGAACUCAGUUUUGGGUUCAAUGGCUAGACUACAUGCCAAAGUGAGCCAAUGGUUCAACCUGUCCUUUCAAUGAAACAUUAAUAAUAGACGCUCAAUGCAGACAUGUUGCCUUGUUGUAGCAGGACACAUCACCUGGCAUGGCAUUAUACAGAUUAAGCGACUAAUUCAAUGGCUGUAUUGAUAUUUGUGUUGAAGGUGCUGAAACCUGGUUUCGUGCCAUAUGUGGUGCGGACGUUGCCAUAAAGAGCUACUAGGUUUUGCUAAUCACUUAAAAUGAAGAAGUACACAUUAAUGGACAAUUAAAUGAAAAGAAGUGCAAUUAAAGCUGUAUUGGGAAAUGCAA
This is a messenger RNA of Etheostoma spectabile (orangethroat darter), 1208 nucleotides long. It is a transcript of the gene mthfs, whose product is annotated as 5,10-methenyltetrahydrofolate synthetase (5-formyltetrahydrofolate cyclo-ligase). The record is from RefSeq and is a predicted model, not a curated record. Gene Ontology annotation, cellular component: mitochondrion. The transcript has a single exon. Lineage: Eukaryota; Metazoa; Chordata; Actinopteri; Perciformes; Percidae. The coding region runs from base 241 to 843 and encodes 200 amino acids. Gene Ontology annotation, biological process: folic acid-containing compound biosynthetic process; tetrahydrofolate interconversion. Gene Ontology annotation, molecular function: 5-formyltetrahydrofolate cyclo-ligase activity.